Molecule: messenger RNA, 813 nt
Organism: Saxophila tyrrhenica
Lineage: Eukaryota; Fungi; Ascomycota; Dothideomycetes; Mycosphaerellales; Extremaceae
Exons: 2
Coding region: 1-813 (270 amino acids)
Source: RefSeq, a predicted model, not a curated record
AUGGCCGAGACCACACUCAGUCCGGGUGGCGACCAGCCAGACACGGUUGGGGUUAUCGACGACAAACCGACUGCCGUCACGAACAGCGACCAGCCAUCAACCACCAUGGAAAUCGGAGCUCACAUCCAGCCUACCGGCAAGCAGACGCCGUUCGACCUCCCAGAGCUUUUCACAAACGUGCUCGAGUUCCUCGAUCCCCUCGAGAUUGUGGUGGCCAUGCGCAUCAACAAGGCCGCUAAUCACUUGAUCAGAACCACCCCAGCGUUGCAGCGAGCGAUGGGCUUACACCCUCAGCCGGACAGCUCGUUCUGGAUCCCGAUACUAGGGCAAAAGAUGAAGGACUAUUUUGAUCGUGCAGGAAUCUCGUGCCGGACUGCCGGGCCUAAUGGUCCACUUCAAGAGGUCCUUCUCAACUUCCACAUUGGCAUCGCAUCCCACAAUCGUUACGGGCCUGCUCUGCUAAAAUUCCCUGAGGCGGCAACGGUGGGCUCGAAAAUGAUGCUGUGUCAGCCUCCGAAAAGGAUUAUGAUGCACCUGCAUUGUUACAGCAGCAGUGGUGAUUGUAACUUUCUCAGUGGCUUCAAUCAUGACUGGGUCGGAUCAGAGCUCGGUGUCACUUUCGACCAAGUCGUGACGACGGCGAAAACCCUGCGACAGCGACAUGCGACGAGAAGGCUUGGGUCAACCCAGGAGACUCAGGAGAGGGUCGACUGUCCAAGAGGUGGGACCAUUGUGAUUGAAUGUAUGGUCGCUGGGCAGGUGCAUGACUCGGAGGUCUUUGCUAAGCUCCCCAAGCUUGCGCCCGAAGACUAA